GCGAGUGAUGUGUCAGAUUGCCACAUAACAAACGGCAAAAUUCUGCUGACUGCUCGGUGUUUUCUGACGAGUGAUAUUUUCUGGGGCGUGAAAAGUGCUAAAUUUUCCUCUUUCGAAGCACAAAUUUUCCUUUAAUUAGAAGAAUGGCCGAGACGCCAAGUGAAUCCGGUGCGCCGUUGGGACUGAGCACGAUGAGAGAACCGCAAUUGGACGAAAUACCAGCGUCGAACGUUCGAUCCAGCCUGGCCGAAUUGGAAACCCAGGCAUCGCAGGUGCUGAACCGUUUGGAGUACGUCAAAGUGGCCCUGGAGCAGCACCAGCAAAAUGCGAUGUUCCCGCAGCUGCCGGUGAGUCCCGGAUUUCUACAGCCGGAUAAGAAACCAACGGCGGAAGUGCUAACUUCGCUGGAGUCGCUUAUAUCCCAGCUGGACAUCGACGAAGAGACGGAUUUUGUGCUUCCUCCUCUGGAUGACUCCUCGCAACUGGCAUCGGUUAGUCAUUCGAUUGGUGCUUACCUUUCGGCGCUGGACCGGCAGUAUCUGAGUCGGAUCGUGUCGAAAAUUGUGUCCGAUACCAAUCGCUGGCUGAGCCAUAUGUUCCGGUACAUGGAUUGCAGCACCGGUUACUAUCGGGACAGCGCGGAAUGUAUUCUGCACGCCGUAAGGCUAGCCAUAGCGACUCGCUUUCCGGAAUCGAUGGAGAACCGGUUGGCUCAGUUGCAGAAUGCAACGCUUUACCUUUCGGAGACCAGCUCGCUGUUUGCCCUACAGAACACGUGCCGUUACGUGGGGCUUCCUCCGGCAAAUAUCCGGGUGGUGCCUUGUAAUACGUUGUUCGGUGUGCGCGGGACGAUGGAUGCUUCCGAACUGCAGAAAAUGCUGGCCACCGACGUUGAAGCUGGCAAGAUUCCGUUGUUCUUGAUGGCCGAUCUGGGAUCGUCCAUUUGCGGCGAGGUGGACAACCUGACGGUGAUUCGGCAGGUCUGCAGUUUGAACAACAUGUGGCUGCACUGCCAGGGACACUGUUUGGCUGCGCUGGCCGUCACCAAAGGAACGCUGACUGGGAUAAAAGCGAUACCCGAUUCGAUGACACUGAACCUUGUCAACUGGCUGGGAAUUACCGGUGUUCCCUGCGUGAUUAUGCAUCGGCAAGUUCCGGUGCAAGUUCUUACGCUGUUCGAUGUGGAUCCCAUCCUUUCCAACCGGAUAACGGCCAUUGGGCUGUGGACGAUCAUGCAAACAAUGGGUGCCGAUUCGAUUAGUGAACGCAUCUUCAUGGCAUUCGACUCGUGUCGACACAUUCACGAGGUACUGAGCCGAAUCGAGGGGAUUCGAAUUUUGAGUAAGGCACCCCGACAGGAAGCAGGAAAAUCCUUCCGUGCGUUGCUCAGCAAUCCUGUAAACUAUACUAUCUUAUUUGAGACAGCCGUCCCUGUUGUGGUUUUUCAGUUCGAUGGAAGCAGCGGGCAGAACAACGAAACCCACGUUGAUGAAACUUCGUCUUCUACUCCUCACGGUGGUGCUAUCAACUCCGAUGAUCCCCAACGGAACGAAGCCGAUGCGAAAGUGGCUCUCAAUGAUCCUGUGAGCAAAUCGAUUGAAAAAAUAUCCAACGCCUCAUAUUACGAUCGAUUGAAUGGAUGGCUUGGUCAGAUUUUGUUGCGCGAUUGUUCACAGUUGAACUUGGAAAUCAUUAACCAUCCAGUUUAUGGGACGUGCAUUCGGUACUCACCGUUUGCCCCUGGCUACGGAGAGCUACUUCCUCUGACCGAAGUAAUCGAAAACGUGGCCCAGUUCGUCGAGGCACAGAUUGAAAUUCUGAUGGCCACGGUGAAGCACAAGAGUCGAUUCAACAAACUGGUAGAGGAGAUCCCGGUGCUUCGGCUUAUCGAACUGAACGAUUGGGCUGGUCUCGGCAGUGUACAUUACGUUCCGGAGGGAUGGGAAACCUUGCUGACCGAUCAGGCCAAAACCGAACUCAAUCGGUUGAACACGGCGCUGGUGGACAUGCUGAAAGCUCAUGACGGUGCAUUUUCCCUCGGAGAGGGUAGCGAUGGUCUCAUUUGUGUGAGGUUCGGAAUGGUCACCAACGAGACCGACGUGGAAGAACUACUGGACCUGGUAAUCCAAACCGGUCUCAAGAUACAGGAAAAUUCCAAGAUUCUCGACACCAUGACGGAGAUCUUGAAAAAGGGCAUCGAGGCUGCCGAAACCGAUCUACAGCGUGAAGCGGAAGAGAAACUGUGGCAGGAUGGAAUCUUGCGACAAGUUCCGCUGGUCGGUCGAGUUGUGAAUUGGUGGUCUCCUCCGGCAAAGGAAAGCGGGGUCAAAGGAAGAAGUCUGAACCUGACACAAGGCGUCGUUGAGAGCACAGAAAACAUUUACAAAUACCACAUGCAAAUGUCAGCAAAAGCAAAUCAGCUGAAGGGUAACAAAAAUCCGCCGACCCCCCUGGUGCAAACACCGAUCAGUGCCGACGGUACCAGUCUACAUUCCAGAAACACAAGCUCCAGCAGUCAACAGUCGAGCGCCACUGUUGAUAAAUCGGUAGCCUCACAACAACAACAACACCACAACGGACAGCAGACCGUUCCGGAGGUGGGCUCUGCGUAAUUCAACCACUACUGUUAACGACCUUCGAAUGUGUUUUUAAAGGGGUAAGAUACUUUCAUGCUGAACCAGCAACCAAUACAUAACACAUUAUAUUAUGCAUUAUUUUUACCAAAGUCAUUACCUUCUCUGAAAAGUGAUAGAUUAAGUUAGAGCGAACAAUUAAGUGAUCUUGGAUACAUAAAAUAGCUGAUAGAUUAAACACACAAAAAAAACAAACAGGAGUGUUUUCAAAAGUGAGCUCUGUGCACGAAUCAACGCAAUAAAACAUGUCAACUUAUUUAUUACCUAUUAGUAUAUGAUAAUUGAGCUGGCAUUGAGCUUGUAGCCCUUUGGAAGCGUUAAAUAAAUUUUAUUUUGCACAAAUAUUAAACAA
Molecule: messenger RNA, 2985 nt
Organism: Aedes albopictus (Asian tiger mosquito)
Lineage: Eukaryota; Metazoa; Arthropoda; Insecta; Diptera; Culicidae
Product: pyridoxal-dependent decarboxylase domain-containing protein 1
Exons: 7
Coding region: 144-2612 (822 amino acids)
Biological process (GO): carboxylic acid metabolic process
Cellular component (GO): intracellular membrane-bounded organelle
Molecular function (GO): pyridoxal phosphate binding; carbon-carbon lyase activity
Source: RefSeq, a predicted model, not a curated record